AUGGAUUCGAACGGAUUUGGUCCCCAGCCAAAAGCUGGAGACCUGAUUGAGUUUUCCCGUGGUCCUUAUGAGCACUGGGGUGUGUAUGUGGGAGAUGAUCAUGUGGUUCAUUUGAGCGAUGUAGAUGCUGGGAGUUCAGGAAUAAAUCUGAUGGGCUCUGCAUCCGGUCGAAAUACUCGAGCUGUCGUGAGGAAGGACCUGCUAUCCAAUGUGGCCAAUGGGGGCAGUUAUCGUAUAAACAACAAGUACGUAAAGAAGAUGCAGCGGCCUUGUGCUAAGGACGCCGUCCAACGGGCAGAGGCGCUGGUGGGGAAGGAGAUGCCCUACAAUGUCACAAGUCAGAACUGCGAGCAUUUUGUGACUAAGCUGUGCUAUGGAGUUCCCAUGAGUGAGCAGGUCGAGGAAAAUGCACCAGCUCUGUUUCUGAUAGCUGGGGCUGUGCUUCGCCUUCUUGCACCAUUUUUUUCAAGAUGAUAAUGUCAUCCAGACACUAGCGGAAAUGGGGUGAGGACACAUGGCAAGAGACAGUCAAGAGGGAGCACCAUCCCAGGAGGAUCAUUCCCACCAGGUCCCUGGCUGGUUCCUCACUCUACCCCUUUCUACUGGCUGGGAGCGAACAAUAAAUGGUUGUAUUCGGGA
Messenger RNA from Suncus etruscus (white-toothed pygmy shrew), 639 nucleotides. Its product is annotated as phospholipase A and acyltransferase 2-like. Gene Ontology annotation, molecular function: glycerophospholipid phospholipase A1 activity; A2-type glycerophospholipase activity. The transcript has 5 exons. Gene Ontology annotation, biological process: N-acylphosphatidylethanolamine metabolic process. Gene Ontology annotation, cellular component: cytoplasm. Lineage: Eukaryota; Metazoa; Chordata; Mammalia; Eulipotyphla; Soricidae. Bases 1 to 474 code for a protein of 157 amino acids. The record is from RefSeq and is a predicted model, not a curated record.